ACCAACAUGGCGCUGUUCAGUAAGCCCAUAACUGUACACAAUACUUGUUAUGAAAUUGGACAUUGCUGGUCGCCGUAUUGUGUUCAGGCGUCCGUAGAUGUUUCAAAAAUCGUGUUUCAAGAGGCCUUUAAACUCUACGGUUCUCUUUACUUGUUGGCGGCCAUACUGCGGAAGAAAGGCAAGUCUUACUAUUUGAAGAAACUUCUCCCUGAGACCCUGCAGUCCAGCUUCUUCCUGACUGUCAAUGGAACGUUGUUCUUGUCAUUCUUCUGUUUGUGGAGGAAAUUAGCUGGCUGUUACUAUUACUACAAUGCAUUUAUAUGUGGAAUACCUGCGUGCGCAGUGUCGUUACUGAUAGAAAGAAAAGACAGGCGGGGACUGCUGGCUGUUUACCUUACAAACUUGGCACUGGAGACAGCGUACAGAAUGGCCAAAUUCAGGGGCCUCAUCAAGCCAGUCGUACAUGGAGAGGUUCUUCUAUUCAGCAUCGCCUCCGCUGUCUACUUCUACCUCUUCAGACGCGAGUCGAGUCUGCCCCAGUCCACAAUCUCCGGCCUCCAAUACAUCGUAGGCUCAGCAGAGUGCCCUCAAUCUGCCACAUCACCUGGGCGAAGCUCUAACAACAAUGAGGAACCAGAGAGGUCAAGGUCGAGGACUGGUCUGGCACUGCUGGACAAGAUGGUGGCCCGCCUGGAGGCCAGUCCUCGACACAGGAUGUGUCAGCAUCGGGGUGGAUGUGUCCUGUAUGUUCUCAAGGGCUGUUACAGACUGUUCGGGAUGGGAUACUUGAUACAGGCUGGUGUCAAACUGCUGUCAUCUCUCACAAGACUCCACAAGCAGCCCCGGCUACUGUUUGAUGCUCUGUUCAAUAAAGACAACUUCAGACUCGGAGCCUUCCUAGGAUCUUUCUCAGGGUUAUUUAGGCUGGUGAACUGUGUGUUGCGAUGGGUUCGUAACCGUGACAGCAGCUUCCACGGUCUACUGUCUGGGUUUGUCGCAGGAUGGUCCAUGCUGUGGUACAAGAGUUCAACCAUCGCCCUCUACACCGCCACCAAGAUGGCCGAGAUGCUGUACUUCAAGGGGAUCGAUGCUGGUUAUCUCCCUUACAUCAAGUGUGCCGAUGUUCUCAUCUACUCCGUGUCCACUGCUGUUGCCUUUCAUGCUGCUGUGCUGGAACCCCAUACGCUGCGGCCAGCAUACUGGAAGUUCCUGAUACGGGUCACCCACGAAAAAUUCCGCCAUAUGAACCGGAGACUGCUGGAUGUGUUUGGGGUCCAGUCCUCCCUGAUGUUCCCGGACGACUGGCCGAACUAUGACCCCAGGUUCACAAACAUCACACCUCCCAGUUGAUGAUUGAACCCCACAGACUCACGUAGUGGGAUUGUAUUAACAUAGGAAUUGAUAUAUCAGGACAAUGUUUCACAUCAACGUUGACACAUCAGGACACCAUAUGACAUGCAGUCACAUUAAGACACCAAUAUUUGACGUGUCGAAUCACUAUCGACAUCAGGGGACGGCAAUGUCACUCAAGAAGCCAUUGUUUACACGUAUCGAUGCAUGUUUUCAACAGGUGUCGACACAUCUAGAAGUCAAUGUUAACAAGUUUCAAUGCAUUGAGAGGCCAAUGUUUUCAACAGGUGUCGACACAUCUAGAAGUCAAUGUUAACAAGUUUCAUUUCAUUGAGAGGCCAAUGUUUUCAACGGGAAUCUAGAAGCCAUUGUUUGGCUAUUGACUACUUUGCCACCAGCAGAUUAAUAAUUAUACCUUUUUUUAUGUUUUGUUACCGAUUCUACCAUUUCCAUUGCACAUUACUCCUUCUCUGCUUUUCGUAUCUAAGUUAUUCUUUGGUUCUUUUAUAAUAAUUAAUGCUGUUUUUAUUUAGUGCCUAUGAUUAUAAAUAAUAUAAUUUAAUAAUUACACAAUAUGUAUUAUCUCCUAUGCAUUGUACUAAGACAGACAGCUCUGUUUGAAACUCUAUUUAGAACAUGAAUCUGUACAAUACCUGUGCCUUUGAAUUAAUGACAGCUAGAUCUUAUGGUAAACCCGACUUAUAUAUAUAUGCUGACAGAAUAGAAUUAGGGAACUCGGAUCAAUAUGGCAGAAGAAAGUUUGCUCAGGAGGGAUGUUUCAUAUGAGAUAGGUGAAAGGUGUUGGGUUUGCCGGCUAUGUUCUUAAGCAACCUCAAGUUAUCUUCAGGGUACAUAGAGAUGUCAUAGGUCAUCACGUUUCUCUGUAACUUUUUUAACAUGGAGAUUUAGCAUCAGGACCUGCCAUGUUCGUGCCAUAAUACCUACCUACCGGAGUGCAUCGUAUUAUCAUAAUUGGUCACAAUAACUGUAGGACGUAAUAUGUAAGAGCACUUGAGCUGUGAAGUUCUUUAACGAACCUGGCCAGUUGUUUAUGGUGGCACAAUUACCUAUGCAGAGUUGUGUCCCUUAGGUACACCAGGAACCUGUUAUCGUGGAUUCGAGUGAGUAUGGUUUUACGACGCUUUUAGCAAUAUUCCAGCAAUAUCACGGCAGGGGACACCAGAAAUGUGCUUCACACAUUGUACAAAUGUCGGGUAUCAAACCCGGGUGUUCGGCGUGACGAGCAAACACUUUAACCAAUAGGCCACCCGACCGCCUCAUGGAAUCGAAUCCUGGUUCACUCUGAUGUAUGUUCCUCGGUUUGUCAGUGCCAAUACCUGUGCUUGUGGGCUUUGCCAAAGUAGUAAAUGUUUAAGACCUGCAUCUGUUCUUCCCACAUCAAGCUGACACUUCAAAGCAGCCUUAAACCAGACUCACUCACUGUUCAAAAAUAUUUAGGAAACAAUGAGGCAUGAGUGCAGUGAGUUUACCACAUCGGUGCAUCAGGAGGCAAUUGGUAUUUAAUCUGUCCCUGUAACCAGGGAAUUGGUUGUAACGAUACAAUUUGUCGCAGGAUGGAUCUCAAUAGUGAGGAUAGAUACAUGAUACCCUAUGGGAACAUUUUACACAUGUGGUGUUGAGUGUUCUCAUCAUUAAAGAAAGUAGAUCGAGAGGACACAAACAAAUGAAGUCAACAGUCAGUCAGGGCAGGUGUAGUCAGGGCAGGUGUAGUCAGGGCAGGUGUAUUCAGGGCAGGUGUAUUCAGGGCAGGUGUAUUCAGGGCAGGUGUAUUCAGUGUAGGUGUAGUCAGGGCAGGUGUAUUCAGGGCAGGUGUAUUCAGGGCAGGUGUAGUCAGGGCAGGUGUAGUCAGGGCAGGUGUAGUCAGUGUAGGUGUAUUCAGUGUAGGUGUAUUCAGUGUAGGUGUAGUCAGGGCAGGUGUAGUCAGGGCAGGUGUAGUCAGGGCAGGUGUAGUCAGUGUAGGUGUAUUCAGUGUAGGUGUAGUCAGGGCAGGUGUAGUCAGGGCAGGUGUAGUCAGGGCAGGUGUAGUCAGUGUAGGUGUAGUCAGUGUAGGUGUAUUCAGGGCAGGUGUAGUCAGGGCAGGUGUAGUCAGGGCAGGUGUAGUCAGUGUAGGUGUAUUCAGUGUAGGUGUAGUCAGGGCAGGUGUAGUCAGGGCAGGUGUAGUCAGGGCAGGUGUAUUCAGUGUAGGUGAAGUCAGGGCAGGUGUAGUCAGGGCAGGUGUAGUCAGGGCAGGUGUAUUGGGUGCAGGUGUAAACAGGACAGGUGUAGUCAGGGCAGGUGUAUUGGGUGCAGGUGUAUUGGGUGCAGGUGUAGUCAGUGUAGGUGUAGUCAGGGCAGGUGUAGUCAGGGCAGGUGUAUUGGGUGCAGGUGUAAACAGGACAGGUGUAGUCAGGGCAGGUGU
Messenger RNA from Haliotis rufescens (red abalone), 3769 nucleotides. RefSeq names its product transmembrane protein 135-like. The coding region runs from base 7 to 1350 and encodes 447 amino acids. The record is from RefSeq and is a predicted model, not a curated record. Lineage: Eukaryota; Metazoa; Mollusca; Gastropoda; Lepetellida; Haliotidae. The transcript is spliced from 13 exons.